AUGUGUCCCCCCCUGCAGGAGGCACUUUCCGUGGUGAGCGAGGACCAGUCCAUAUUCGACCCCUCCUACGGCCCUCCCCACCUCAUGAAGACAGAGGUGCCCCCUGCCGAGGAGUACAACGGCAAGGAGAGGCCGGCGCUGGGGGAGCCGGACUGGUCCAGUCAGACCAGCAGGGGGCACACUGUGAAGAGGGAGAAUGAGAAUGUCAACUGCUCCAGACAGUCCCCCGUGGACUGCAGUGUAUCCAGACGCAGCAAAUCCGGGAGCGACCCACACCCCAUCCCCUACUCAGCCAGCUACAGCGACCAGCGGAGCAGCCCCCCAGCCAACCCCCCCAGCGAGGAGAAGAGGGUUAUCGUCCCAGCAGACCCUGGCGUGUGGACCCAGGACCACGUGCGCCAGUGGCUGGACUGGGCGGUGAAGGAGUACGGGCUGGAGGAGGUGGACGUGGGCCUGUUCCAGCACGUGGAUGGCAAGGAGCUGUGCAAGAUGGGCAAGGAGGAUUUCCUGCGCCUUACCUCGCCCUACAACGCCGACGUGCUGCUGUCUCACCUGGCCUACCUGCGGCAGAGUACGGCCAUACCCCACGGAGCCCCGCCCACCAACAGGGUGCCCCGCCUUUCCACCAACAAGGAACCCCCCCACUGACAGGGAGCCCCGCCCACCAACAGGACGCCCCCCAAAACUAACCCCCCCCGACUCCCUUUUCACCCCCCAGAUCCAUACCAGGUCCUGGGACCCACCAGCAGCCGCUUGGCAAACCCAGGCAGUGGCCAGAUCCAACUGUGGCAGUUCCUGCUGGAGCUGCUGUCGGACAGCAGCAACGCCGGGUGCAUCACGUGGGAGGGCACCAACGGGGAGUUCAAGAUGACGGACCCGGACGAGGUGGCGCGGCGCUGGGGCGAGCGCAAGAGCAAGCCCAACAUGAACUACGACAAGCUGAGCCGGGCCCUGCGCUACUACUACGACAAGAGCAUCAUGACCAAGGUGCACGGUAAACGUUACGCCUACAAGUUCGACUUCCAGGGCAUCAGCCAGGCCCAGCAGAACCACCCGGGCGAGGGGCCCCUCUACAAGUACCACCCGGCCGACAUGUCCUACCUGCCCUCCUACCACCAGCAGAAGGUGGGCUUCGGCCUCAGCCACGCCGCCCAGCUGCCCGUCUCCUCCGCCGGCUUCUUCGGGGCCCCCUCACCCUACUGGAAUGCCGGCUCCGGGAACCUCUACCAGAGCUCGCCCGUGCCCCGGCCCACCGCCGGCCACCUGAACUCCUUCUACUAGCCACGGGGGGCGCCCAGCCUGCCGCCGGCCACCUGAACUCCUUCUACUAGCCACAGGGGGCGCCCGGCCUGCCGCCGGCCACCUGAACUCCUUCUACUAGCCACAGGGGGCGCCCGGCCCACCGCCGGCCACCUGAACUCCUUCUACUAGCCACGGGGGGCGCCCGGCCCACCGCUGGCCACCUGAACUCCUUCUACUAGCCACUGAGGGUGCCCGACCUGCUGGCGGCCACCUGAACUCCUUCUACUAGCCAUGGGGGAUGCUUGGCCCGCCGCUGGCCACCUGAACUCCUUCUACUAGCCAUGGGGGGCGCCUGGCCCGCUGCUGGCCACCUGAACUCCUUCUGCUAGCCACGGGGGGUGCUUGGCCUGCUGCUGGCCACCUGAACUCCUCCUGCUAGCCACAGGGGGUGCCCGGCCUCCUGGCGGCCACCUGAACUCCUUCUACUAGCCAUGGGGGGUGCUUGGCCUGCCGGCGGCCACCUAAACUCCUUCUGCUAGCCACAAGGGUACUCCAGCCUGCCAGCGGCCACCUGAACUCUGUCUACUAGCUACGGGGAGGAAGGGGGUGCCAUGGCGCAUGGGGGCUCCCUAAAUGCCUACUAGCCACAGGUGGGGUCCCCCCAAACAUGGAUAGCCACGUGGGAUCCUUCUGCUGCCUGUCCCCAGCCCUGUUGCAGCCUCCCGCCCAACCAGUGCCUGGAAAGACCUCCCCCUUCCCUUCCCCGAUAGUGGGGUGCCCCCGACACCUGAGGGUUUUGGGGGGCCAGGGGCUCCCCACAGUGGCUGGACUCCUCCUGCUCUGGACUGGGCAGGGCCCUGGGGGACAGCCCGUAGGGUGCAGGGUUUUUUAAAUGAGGGAUUAACCUGCAGUUGUCCCUCCCAGCAGGCAGAACAUCCCCCGCCCCCAGUCCUGCCUUGAGCAGGUGCCUCCUCUCCCAGCGUGGCUCCCACAACAGGUGCUCGUUAAACACUGUGGGACGCCUGUUGGGGGGUGGGGCUGGCUGGCUGAGAACACCUUUUGGGUGAAGCGACUGGCUGUCGAGCGUGGACAUCUGUCAGGAGUGGAGGCUGGUUGUUGUCUUUGGUCACAGCAGGGAGAGCCCAUUGAGUGUGGAUGCCUGUUGUAACUGGCGCUAGCUGUUACCUCUAGACACUAGGGGGCACCUGUUGUGUGGGGGGUGCCUAUGGAGGGGUGGAAACCGGCUAUUGCCUCUGGAUAUACAGGGCUGGAUCAGGAAUCCCAGCCAGGUGCCUGCCCCAUUCAUCCCCUCAUCCCAACCUCCCCCCUGUAGGCAGGACCCAUGGUAGCAGCCCCCCACCCUGGGGAAACGGUGUGCGGAUACGCUGUAGCGCCGCUGCUCUGUGGGGGAUUGUAUCCGUGACACCCCACCCCCCAGCUCCAUGGGGCUGACAGCGACUGUAAUAUGCCUCCUCCCUCACCCCAUGUAUUAAAGGUUGUGUUGUUA
Trachemys scripta elegans is the source of this 2749-nucleotide messenger RNA. Its product is annotated as retroviral integration site protein Fli-1 homolog. Gene Ontology annotation, cellular component: nucleus. The transcript has 5 exons. Gene Ontology annotation, molecular function: DNA-binding transcription factor activity, RNA polymerase II-specific; sequence-specific DNA binding. The record is from RefSeq and is a predicted model, not a curated record. Gene Ontology annotation, biological process: cell differentiation; regulation of transcription by RNA polymerase II. Lineage: Eukaryota; Metazoa; Chordata; Testudines; Emydidae.